GGGGUGAGGUAGGGGGCAUAGAUAGACAAGAAUAUUGGCAAUUUGAAUGAUCCUUUUUCGAAAGCUUUCCAUAAAAGUCAGAAGGAAAAUGAAUUCCUGGUAGCUUAGCUGUGCCUUCCACCCUACCCAUAUGCCCAUAAAAGUUGUCUCUUUCCUCAUUCAAUCCUACCAAAGUUACCAGCCAUCUCUUUAUAAUUCCAACCAGCACUAUGUUUAACUAAACAUAUUCUCACAGAGAGGUACAGCCCCAUAAAAACACAGAAGCAUGACCAAUUAAAGACUUCAAGUACAAAAAACUGGACUUACAGAAGCUGCCACGAUGAAGAUUCAAUGCGACGUUUGUGGGAAAGAAGCAGCGUCCGUAUUCUGCACCGCAGAUGAAGCCGCCCUCUGCCAGAACUGCGACAACAGAGUUCAUAAUGCCAAUAAACUGGCUAGCAAGCACCCCCGUUUCUCUCUUCUUAAUCCUCGGUUGAAAGAAUCUCCGCGCUGCGACAUUUGCCAGGAAAGACAAGCAUUACUGUUCUGUCAAGAAGACAGGGCUUUACUUUGUCGAGAUUGUGAUAUACCAAUACACAAGGCCAACGAACUCACCAAGAAGCAUAACAGAUUUCUUCUAACUGGGGUCAAGCUUUCUGCAGCCAUUUCUAUGCAUCAAGGUGCUACAUCGUCCAGUGGAUCGCAAUCGCAAUCUGAAAGAGAGAUCAAAACUUCAGCUGCUAAUGCAAGCUCAAAUGCAAAUUGUUCAGAGACAUCAUCGAUUCCUAUGAGGGGGAAUGAGCCGAGCCUACCCGUCAGUGAGCAAGCUUCAGACUCGACCAGUAGCAUAUCGGAGUACUUAAUAGAGACUAUCCCCGGUUGGCAUGUUGAAGACUUGAUGGAUCCUUCUUCCCAUUAUGGUUACUAUUGAUGAGAAGGUCACAUCUUUUGUCAAAUGAAUAAUCCAGAUCAACCAUGGGUUUUUUCAGCAAAAGGCAUGUACAAGAUCAGGUUAAAAACACAAGAGGUACAAGGAUUUAGGAUAAAUAUGGUUUUGAUAUCCCAAGUCAGGUCACAAUCAGUCAACAUGUGAAAGGAUUUGGAGAAUAACGACUGGAGGAAAGCCUCUACUGGUUAUUCCAUGUCUGUUUAAUCCUCUUUUUUUCUCAUUCUGUGGUCCCUCCUCGCUGCUCUUUGUUAAGUAACCAAGUAAGGCAAAAUCUAAUGACCUAAACUGAAUUCUUCUUUCCUUUUGUUUGCAGCUCCUCUCAAAGAGGAUACAUGUUUUUAUCAGAACCCUUUCCCCCCACGCCAAUCUAAGUGGAAAGGUUUAUUUUGUGUUUCCAGCUAAAAAUUUAUUUAUUUUUUGGUUGAGCUACCACUACUCCAAACUAGGUUGCAAAUGACUUGUGAGUUUCUAUUUUUAGCACUCAGAAUUUGUUGUAACUUUCUGUAUCUCCCUAAUCAACUAUCCACAUAGACAAGAUAUGGAAUUAGUUUUAA
Molecule: messenger RNA, 1482 nt
Organism: Salvia splendens (bonfire salvia)
Lineage: Eukaryota; Viridiplantae; Streptophyta; Magnoliopsida; Lamiales; Lamiaceae
Product: B-box zinc finger protein 20
Exons: 3
Coding region: 320-910 (196 amino acids)
Biological process (GO): photomorphogenesis; regulation of DNA-templated transcription
Cellular component (GO): nucleus
Molecular function (GO): zinc ion binding
Source: RefSeq, a predicted model, not a curated record